AUGGAAUACAAGGAGAACAUAGACGAGUGGCAACAAAUCGAAACCUCCGAAUGGAACACGGAAAUUAUCAACGAAAACUACCUCGAAGUUGGUGACCAAGCUUCUUCCACUGACGAUCCUCGAAGCCCCACUCCCACCCGCCACGAACUCUCAUUGUCACAAAUCGUUCCAACCACAGUAACGGAUCCCGAAGACGAAACCUCCUCGCCGUUAACACCGUCGACGGCGCCGUUAGAUUGGCGUGUGAGGGUGGUUAAGGAAGGGAAGAAGGUGUUGAAGCUGCGGUUAGAGGGUAUGAGAGAGCGCGUUUCUGGCUUGGCUUCCAAGGUUAGUAACUGGGCAAUGUGUACGGGGGCGUUUUGGUCAUUUACGCAUGUGGGCGGAGCUUCUGCUGUGGCGGUGUUGGUGUCGCUGGUUUACGUGGUGUUUCGGCGGCGGAGGAGGAGGGUUAGUCGGCGUAACGUGGUGGUGGAUCGUUGCGUCGAUCUUCUGAGAGAGAAAGAUGAGGUGAGUGUGCAUUUAACAUGUUUCAUUUCUACAUUCUUUGCUAUUUCUGCAUAUGCAUCCUGCAAGGUUGGAAGUAAAACUGAUGGAGUUUGUUAG
Molecule: messenger RNA, 603 nt
Organism: Sphenostylis stenocarpa
Lineage: Eukaryota; Viridiplantae; Streptophyta; Magnoliopsida; Fabales; Fabaceae
Source: the annotation of a GenBank genome assembly